CUAGCACGGCUAGGUACUGUACCUAGCUUGACAUAGAAGGAUAUCCCCUCAUAGGGUUGUCUAGGAACAAAGUGAUCAGGUUUCAUACACGGAACAGCUGAGUGUAGUAUGAAAUCUUCUCUAGUUUCUUCUGUUCGACACCUUCCAUGUCCAAGUAGAUGACGUGCUGAUUAUUGGGAAAAGCCCCUAUCCUAUCUUUCCUUCACGAUCAUCAUGGCGAUUGCGGCCAUUGGGCAGCUCUGCUCGACUGCCUCAAUGGCACACAAUCUGGAGCAGUGCGUUCGACUGAUAAGUAAAGCGGCCACCGCGGGGGCAAAGGUUCUCUUCCUCCCGGAGGCAUCCGACUACAUUGCCGGCUCCUUCCAAGAGUCACUUUCCCUGGCUAAGCCCGUGUCAGAGUCUCCGUUCGUUCUUGGGUUGCAGUCAGCAGCUAAAGAACACCACCUGGCCGUCAACGUCGGCAUACACGUUCCUGUCCCAGUCCGACCGUCCGGGCCGGCAGCCAACGCCGUUGUCCCCACGGUCCCGCAGGAGGCAACCGGUGCUUCCGGUAUCACCUCCCCGGCCACGCCUACCUGGGAGCUGGGACAAGAGCAAGAGCCAGCCCAGACGAAGCUUUUCAACCGCACCAUCUGGAUCAACCCCGACGGCAGCCUCCUCCCGCACGGGAGCUACGACAAGCUACACCUCUUCGACUACGGCGACCUGCGCGAGUCGGCGCACACGCAGGCCGGGUCGGCCCUGACGCCGCCCUUCGACACGCCCGUCGGCCGCGUCGGCAGCCUGAUCUGCUUCGACCUGCGCUUCCCGGAGCCGUCGCUGCGCCUGGGCCACCCGCCGGCGGCGCUGGCCGCACGGGGGUUCCGCCCCGCCCACGUCAUCGCCUACCCCUCGGCCUUCACCGUCCCCACCGGCCGCGCCCACUGGGAGGUCCUGCUGCGGGCCAGGGCCGUCGAGAGCCAGGCCUGGGUAGUCGCUGCCGCGCAGGUGGGGCCCCAUGAUGGCACGGGGAGGACGAGCUACGGGCACAGCAUGGCGAUCGACCCCUGGGGGCGGGUAGUCUGUCGGCUCGGGGGCGUGGCCGAGGACGGCACGGUGGAGGAGGGGGCUGUUGGGGCCUUGGGUAUGGUGGACAUUGACUUGGACGAGUGGGAGAGGGUGAGACGGCAGAUGCCGUUGGCUAGGAGGACGGACGUCUAUCCUGAAAUAUGAGCAGUCAAUAGAACCAACAUUGCUUGUCAGGCAAGCGAGACGAGGCCGAUGAUCCGUUUGUCCUCGACCCGGGCCGAACAAAAUCUGGCCGCCAUUUCCCCAACUUCCCAGUCUUCUCGGUAUUUACACUUGGUUUAGCUCAGUGGAGUC
Messenger RNA from Phialemonium atrogriseum, 1362 nucleotides. RefSeq names its product carbon-nitrogen family protein. Lineage: Eukaryota; Fungi; Ascomycota; Sordariomycetes; Cephalothecales; Cephalothecaceae. Gene Ontology annotation, molecular function: hydrolase activity, acting on carbon-nitrogen (but not peptide) bonds, in linear amides. The transcript has 5 exons. The record is from RefSeq and is a predicted model, not a curated record. Bases 214 to 1212 code for a protein of 332 amino acids.